CAUUAGUAGGCAGGAACAAUGGCUACUCGCUACCACCAAGCUGCUAGCGAUAGCUAUCUGGAACUUUUGAAAGAGGCUACCAAGAGAGAUCUGAAUAUUGCUGAUGAGGAUGGCAUGACUCCCACACUCCUGGCAGCCUAUCAUGGGAACUUGGAAGCCCUAGAAAUAAUCUGCAGCCGAGGUGGGGAUCCUGAUAGAUGUGACAUCUGGGGAAAUACGCCUCUACAUUAUGCAGCCUCCAAUGGUCAAACUCAUUGUGUGUCAUUCCUGGUCAACUUUGGUGCUAACAUCUUUGCCCUGGAUAAUGACUUGCAGACUCCUCUGGAUGCUGCUGCUAGCAGAGAGCAGAAUGAAUGUGUUGCUCUCCUGGAUAAGGCUGCCACUAACCAGAAUAUCAUGAACCCUAAGAAGGUAGCCAGGCUGAAAGAGCAGGCUCAGAAGAAUGCCAAGAGGCAGAUCAAAGAGUGCGAGAAGCUGCAGGAAAAACACCAGAAUAAGAUGGCCCGUACCUAUAGUAGGGAGGACUCUGGGACUCUUUCUUCUUCCAAGGGCACUUUCUCUAGUUCAUCAGUUUCCAGUGCUUCUGCUUCCAGCAAAUUUGGGUCACUGUCGAAGGGCAUCAAAGAUACUUUCAAGUUAAAGUUCAAGAAGAACAAAGACACAGCAGAACAGAUAGGAAAGGAAGGCAGAAGCGGGCAGAGGAAUGUGAUGGAAGUUUUCAGAGAGGAGGAAGAAGAGGAGACAUUUUCAGAAAACUUCAAGGAGAAGCUCCAGUUCUCAGCAGAGGAAGAUGACACUGUACAACAUGAAUCUAUUCUCAACCGUCCAGGUCUGGGGAAUAUUAUUUUUAGAAAGAACAGGAUACUGAGCCCUGAAGAGAUAUUAGAGAGGAAGGGAGAAAUGGGAUUCAAAAUAUCCAGUGAAUUGUUUCAGAGAGAAGGAGCUGCCGAGAUGGAUGAAGGUGAAGCAAAUGAAGAGGGAGAGGAAAAUGACUAUAAAGAUGAGUUGCCUUGGGAGGAGCAUGAAAUGGAAUGGGAGGAAGAUGUGGUUGAUGCUACCCCCUUGGAAGUGUUCUUGCUGUCUCACCAACUGGAAGAAUUUCUUCCUAUUUUCAUGAGAGAGCAGAUUGACCUAGAUGCUUUGCUGCUGUGCUCUGAUGAGGACCUUCAGAGCAUACAAAUGCAGCUGGGGCCCAGGAAGAAAGUUCUUAAUGCCAUCAACAGAAGGAAGCAGGUGAUUCAACAAUCUGGGCAGUUAGUUGACACUAGUCUCUGA
This is a messenger RNA of Suncus etruscus (white-toothed pygmy shrew), 1275 nucleotides long. It is a transcript of the gene ANKS4B, whose product is annotated as ankyrin repeat and sterile alpha motif domain containing 4B. Bases 19 to 1275 code for a protein of 418 amino acids. The transcript has 2 exons. Gene Ontology annotation, molecular function: protein binding. NCBI's taxonomy places the organism in Eukaryota, Metazoa, Chordata, Mammalia, Eulipotyphla, Soricidae. Gene Ontology annotation, biological process: brush border assembly. The record is from RefSeq and is a predicted model, not a curated record.